Messenger RNA from Tarenaya hassleriana, 1674 nucleotides. RefSeq lists its product as uncharacterized. The record is from RefSeq and is a predicted model, not a curated record. NCBI's taxonomy places the organism in Eukaryota, Viridiplantae, Streptophyta, Magnoliopsida, Brassicales, Cleomaceae. Bases 168 to 1445 code for a protein of 425 amino acids. The transcript is spliced from 6 exons.
UUGGGCUUUCCUUCUCUCUCUUUCACUGCAAUUUACAAAAACAAAAAAAAACCCACAAAAUUUAAUAUAUAAUCACUUCAGAAUCCUCCGUUUCAGUAAAAAAUCUCCAAAACCCACUUCUUCUUCUGUGGAGAGAGAGAGAGAGGCGAGGAAGAAGAAGAGUGAAAAUGGGUGUGGAUUUGAGACAAGUGGUUGCUGGAAUUCUUACGAUCACCAUGUUUGUGAUGCUCGGACAGAUGAUUCACAGAGAUUACUUCGAUCCGUCUCAGGAGAAAUUCCCUGGAGAAGGACACGAUAUCGAGUUCGAGGGAUCCAAAGUUGCAGUGCAAGAAGGUCUAGUGCGGUCUGUUGGGGGAAGCAACGGGCCUUGGAUGGAGGACAUCAAUAAUGAACUUAAGCCUUGUUGGGAAGCAUCCAUGUCUGAUGAAGCAGCAUCGUCGAAAGGAUAUGUUACUUUUUCGCUGACAAAUGGUCCUGAAUAUCAUGUCUCUCAGAUUACUGAUGCUGUAAGGGUGGCAAAUCGUCUUGGAGCCACUCUUGUGCUUCCGGACAUAAGAGGAAGAAAGCCUGGGGAUGAAAGGAACUUCGAAGAUAUAUACAAUGCUGACAAGUUCAUUAGAAACCUAGAAGGCGUUGUCAAGGUUGUAAAACAAUUGCCCGAAGAAAUAUCUCUCAGGAAUAUGGCCAUCGUGAAGGUCCCUGCCCGGGUAUCCGAAGAUUAUAUCAAGGAAAAUAUCAUACCCGUCUUCAAGUCAAAGGGAAACAUAAGAGUUGCAACCUACUUCCCAUCCGUGAACAUGAGAAAAUCCUCACAAGACGGUGAGACCGAUCCCGUUGCAUGUCUGGCAAUGUUUGGCUCGUUGGAGUUGCAACCCGAGAUGAACAAAGUGGUUGAUUCCAUGGUCGAGAGGCUGAAAACACUGAGCCGGAAAUCGGGUGGCCGGUUCAUAGCCAUAGACCUGAGGGUUGACAUUCUCGAAAAGAAAAACUGCCAUGAAACCGCGGUUGCAGGCUCCAAAUCCUGUUAUGAUGCACAAGAGAUCGCUCUAUUCUUGAGAAAGGUUGGUUUCAACACCGAUACUACUAUCUAUCUUACGCAGCCUAGAUGGGACAGCAGCCUCAACAUUCUCAAGGAUAUAUUCCCGAAAACAUAUACAAAGGAAACGAUAAUGCCGGCUGAUAAGAAAUCAAAGUACUUGGAAUCAAAGGAUUCCGAGUACGAAAAGGUUAUCGACUUCUACAUAAGCUCGAGGAGUGAUGUAUUUGUUCCGGCAAUAUCGGGUCUGUUUUACGCCAACACUGUCGGAAAAAGAAUAGCUUUAGGGAAGCCUCAAGUCCUCGUUCCAGCCGAGAUCACUGGCACGUCGGCCCUUGCCACAGAUUUCGUCUCUCCUUACAUCUCGAAGAAGAAUCACUUGGCUUAUUCAUGCUUCUGCCCAAUCUGAUCUUCUCUGCUGCAUUUCUGUGAGUGAGAUCUUGGAGAACUGUUAAUCACCGAUAUUAAGUUUAUGUCGAUAUUAAGUUCAUUUUAAGGCGGGUGAUUAAUCUCGUCUUUGGUGUAGGAAAGAAAGAACUGUUUGAGGUUACAGAUUGAGAUUUGUUGGAUUAUAAAUACUUUCAGAUGUUUGAAAAGUUCAAUUUUUGAUGAAAAGGGUAUUCGAGUUUUCGAUCUAA